Messenger RNA from Danio rerio (zebrafish), 1892 nucleotides. It is a transcript of the gene stoml1, whose product is annotated as stomatin (EPB72)-like 1. Lineage: Eukaryota; Metazoa; Chordata; Actinopteri; Cypriniformes; Danionidae. Gene Ontology annotation, cellular component: membrane; plasma membrane. The record is from RefSeq and is marked provisional.
AAGUUUAUGCGACGCAAAACGCGGAAGUGCAUUUUGUUUUGACUCUCCUGGCAUGAAUUGAGCUCAAAAUAGCGUUUUUCCACAUGAAUAUAGGAUUAUAUUCCUCACGGGAAAGCACGAUAUAUCCAGUCCAGGCAUGAGUCUAUUCGGGAAAUCUUCGGGUUAUGAAUAUCAGUGUCUGUCGCAGGGAGAGAGCGGUUAUGGUGAAACUCCUGGACUGUUUUCAUCUCAUUCUCCAUUUAAUAACAGUCAUCAUGAUCACAGAGGACACUCUUUUGAUUAUGUGCCUAAAGUCCAUCAAAACGACUACACAGAUAAAUCUCAAGGAUUGUUAUCUUGGCUUUGCAACUUGAUCGUAACAUUUUUGGUUUUCUUGUUUACCUUUGUUACUUUUCCCAUAUCUGGAUGGUUUGUUCUUAAGGUUGUACCAAACUAUGAGAGGGUAGUUGUGUUCCGCCUGGGCCGGAUCCGUCCUCCUAAAGGUCCAGGAGUGGUUCUGAUCCUGCCCUUCAUUGAUCAGUGGCAGAGAGUUGACCUGCGGACCAGAGCUUUUAACAUCCCUCCCUGCAAGGUAUGCACUAAAGAUGGCGGUCUGGUGUCGGUUGGAGCAGAUAUUCAGUUCCGGAUCUGGAGUCCAGUGAUGUCAGUGGUGGCAGUGCAGGAUCUGAACUCUUCCACUCGUCUCACAGCACAGAACGCCAUGAUGACCAGCCUGAGCAAGAAGAGCCUGAGGGAGAUCCAGACCGACAGACUCAAACUGGGGGAACAUCUCGGGAUGGACAUGAAUGAGAUGACGAAGCCGUGGGGGCUAGAGGUGGACCGUGUGGAGCUGAUUCUGGAGGGUGUAGUCCGAGAACCAGACGGCGGUCACUCAGGUCCCCUCAUUAUGCCUCCCUCCGUUCCGGGACUGGAAGGUCUCACUGGACCCAUUCAGCAGCUUGCAAUGCAUUUCCUGAGCCAGACGACUGCAUCUCAAUGCACUCAAGAUACAGUGAGUUUCUCUGAUGAGCUGCAUGCGGUUUCAUCUGUAAGCAGUGUGAACGAACUGAUAGAAACAGUCAGAUCAGUUCUCUCAGAAGAGCUGGUUCAUCAGGUGGGAGCCUGUUUCCACUUUCACAUCACAACUAACUCUGGACAGACCAGCAGCUACUAUGUGGACCUGACACAAGGUCGUGGAGCGUGUGGCGCAGGCGUUCUCCAGAGAGAGCCGGAUGUUUCUCUGUGCAUGAGUGAGCAGGAUCUGUUGGCCAUGUUUCAGGGAAGCCUGCAACCGUUUGCAGCCUACAGCAGCGGCAGACUGAGAGUACAGGGAGAUCUGAACACCGCUAUGAAGCUCAACACACUCAUCAAACUUCUUAAGGCUAGAUGACACACUUUGCAUUUGCUAUGGUUUUAUUUAAUUCAAGGCUUUUACAAAAUAUUUAUAUCAAGGUUUGCACUGCAAAUGUUUACAUAUUUGGGUUAUAUAUCAAAUUUAAGGGAUUGUUCACCCAGAAUGAGUGAAUUCAUCACUUGCUCACCCUAAACUUAAAGUUAUUUUGAAGAAUGUUGGAAAUCAGUUGCUAUUGUCUUACAAAGUAUUUUUCCCUGAAUAUAAAUGUCAAUGUGUAUCAAUUUACAACAAUCUUCAAAAUACGUUAUUUUGUGUUUAAGUGAAGAAACUUAAACAAGUUUGAAAACACUUAAGGGUGAGAAAAUGGUGAAUAAACAGCCAUUUUUGAUUGUGGAAGCAUACAAAGCAUUUCAUUUCCUUGUUUGUCAAAGUUGUUUAUAAAAAUGUGAAGUUUUUCAAGCAUUUUAAUUCAUCUUAGUACACAACAGAUUAUUGCUAAUUUUAUUUAUAAUAAUUUAAUUAUUGCUCAUUUAAUUUUCUAAUAAAAAUAUUUACUCUA